AUGAUGAGAAGGAUGAAGAUUGAGGAAGCCAAGCCAACAAGAAUGGCACUCCAAUUGGCUGACAGAACAUUUAAGUUUCCAUAUGGGGUGGUGGAAGACUUGCUAGUGAAAGUAGGAGAAUUCAUCUUCCCUACUGAUUUCGUUGUGCUGUACAUGGAAGAAGAGGUUGACGCGUCAAUUAUCCUAGGAAGACCAUUUCUAGCUACUGCUCGAGCCAUCAUUGAUGUGCAGAAAGGGGAAUUAGUCUUGAGAUUGCAUGAAGAAAAAAUAGUCUUCAACAUCUUUAAAGCAAUGAGUUACCCUAAGGAACCCAUAGAAGAAUGUAUGCUGGUAGACAACAUGGAAUAG
Arachis stenosperma is the source of this 348-nucleotide messenger RNA. RefSeq lists its product as uncharacterized. The transcript has a single exon. The coding region runs from base 1 to 348 and encodes 115 amino acids. The record is from RefSeq and is a predicted model, not a curated record. Lineage: Eukaryota; Viridiplantae; Streptophyta; Magnoliopsida; Fabales; Fabaceae.